AUGAUUUUGAUGUGUUUGUUGCAGGAAACGAAUGAUGUUUGCGUGGGUACCAGCGUGGGUACAAUAACGGAACCGGACUGUUUGGGACCUUGCGAACCCGGAACAAGCGUGACUUUGGAGGGCAUCGUCUGGCACGAAACGGAAGGUGGUGUUCUCGUUGUGAACGUGACUUGGCGAGGGAAGACAUAUGUUGGAACGCUGCUCGAUUGCACCAGGCAUGACUGGGCACCCCCUAGAUUCUGUGAUUCACCUACAAGUGACCUGGACACUCGUACCCCGAAGGGUCGGGGAAAACGCGGCAGGUCAGCGGCCGGCGCAACUCCGAGUACGGACCUCAGUAACUUCACGGAGACGAGGUCUUCGGUGCACAGCAAACUGAGGAACGGCGGCGCCGUCAAAGGUCGUCGCGGCGCCUCCAACGGAUCCGCACCGCCGACGGCGCCUGCCUCACCCACGCCCUUCAUACCGCCGCGACCGGAACCCUCGAAUAAGAGGAAGAGUCGCGCUGGCGAAGAGGAGACGACCGCGAAGAAGACGAAAGUGUUGCCGGUGCCCCCGGCGACGAUCCCCCCAUCAACAAACAGCUCGUCAAGUCCACCCCCGUCUCCAGUGCUCCUCGAGUGCCCCGAACCCAACUGCUCCAAGAAGUACAAGCACAUCAACGGACUGAAGUAUCAUCAGUCGCAUGCUCACAACGCCGGCGACGAUGAAGAUACCAAGGACGUGACCUCGAUGUCCGAGAAUGACGAGAGCAACAUCGAAGCUCCGAGCCCGGCGACACCCGUCAAGUCUCCAGAGAAGAGUCAAGACUCCUCUCCGUCGACCCCACAGAAGAAAGACCAAACGGAGUUGCCGCCGUCUAUACUUCGCGGUCUCGAAGUACCCACUCAGCCCAGCACCCCUAGGAGUACACCUCCAUCACCUGCCACUCCACAGAGUAUACAAGACAUGGGAGCACCUGCAGUUUCGCCCACCGUACCCGUACCAACCAUCGACACUUCCACGAAAACCGUCGUCAAACCAGGCGUCUUGCGAUAUUCUUCUACAAACGAAGAAUUUACAGGAGUUGCAGUUUUUGCAACGAACAAAGCACAAAACAACUCAGUACUUUCCGGCACGACUCUACCGAAUCCAGUAAGCGUUCGAAGUUUAGUUCCAGAACCUGUACAGCAGCAGCAGCAGCAGCAACAACAAACUCAAUCACAACAACAACAACCUCCUCCGCCUUUGCCGCUGGUGUUACCGCCGCAACAGCCUCAACCCCAACAGGUUCAGCAGAUCCAGCAACCAGAGGUGAUUCCUCCUUCGCUGCAAACUCAGUCGUUCGCCAAUCAACUGCAGACAUCGCAACCGACGUUCUCGCAGCCUCCGAUGCUGUUGAUACCCACCCAGAACAUGGGCAGCCAAAUGCCGCCGCAGAACUCGCCGUCUCAGAGCCCCAAACCGAAUCCCGUGGCGCCGCAGUUCAAGGUGAAACCGACGGCUGCUCUGAUGCCCGAGGACAAGAACAAAACGCCUAUCAAGCCGUCGUUACCGCCGAGCUUUAAGAAGAAAAACCGCAAAUCACCGGCCGGCAGUCCUGAUCCACCGCUGCAGAACGAUACGCCCGUCUUCGGCAUGGAACAGGCGGGUCGCGACGAGGUGCAGAGUCCUGCCUAUUCCGAUAUCUCAGACGAUGGAGCUCCUGUUCUGGAGUCAGAAGAUAAGAACAAAGCGGAUAAGAAGCCGGACAAUGCACAGCCCAUGCCGCAUAUUCCUCAAUACGGGAUGUACGGUGGAAUGUCUUUUUACGCGCAACCUCCUUACCUUGUAUCUUCGGUGCAGCAGGCGCAAGAAGCGGCCAAGCAAAAGGAACCUGACAAGAUCAACGACAAACUUUUGGAGAAAGAACAGAAGAAGGAAACGACUGCGGAUUACCAGCAGAAGGUUAUGCAGCAUUACUAUCCGUACAAUCCGAUGCAGUACGCUACGUACUCACCGUACGAACCUUCCUUCGGCUCGGUGCCGAUUCUCGCGGAUAACGCCGAUAAGAUCAAAGAGGAACGGAUCAAGGAGAACCAGAGUCCCAUCGAUCAGACAGUUAAACAGCAGAACGCUCCCAUUCCAAAUCCCAUACAGGUGCCGACGCCCGGCAAAGUGAAAAGUGCGUCGAGCGGUGGAGUCUCAGAUUCGACGCCGAUCAAAAGCAGCAGCAGCAGCAGCAACAACCAUCACAUGCCUGAAUCGCCGUACAGCCAUCGCAACAGUAACACUGCCUUCGUCGAUCUGGAUCAUCAGAAGAACGAUAACCAUCAGAUUCUUAAGGAGAGCAUAGAGAUCAAGAAUCAGAUGUCUCCGUACGUGUACUCGAGGCAGGCUCAGCAACAACACCACAAUCAAAGGGAGCAGGAGGUCAGAAGGUUCUACGUGUUUGAUCCUCACAGAAAGGAGCAGCAUCAGCAACAGCAGCAGCAGCAUCAGCAGCAAGUGCAACAACAACAGCAGCAGCAGGAGAAACAACAACACGUGCCUUCGAGCAAAAGUCAAUCUCAGAGUCAAAGUAUGAAUAAACAUUCUUCGAGUAAGGAGAGCAGUAUUAAGAGCGAAGAUAAAAAGGAGAAAGAGAUUAAGCAAGAAGGAGUCAAACCAACCAUGGAAACUCAAGGUCCACCGCCUCCGCCCACGUCUCAACAGUACUACACCAUUCAUCCAAGUUACAUGCAGUCUCCGCAUUACGGGGCGCUGCCUUUCGAUCCGAACCACCACAUGUACCGCGGUAUAAUGGUGCCGGGGCCGUACAGCGGCAGUCCGUACCUGCACCCGCAGAUGCCCAGGUAUCACGGACCCGAGGAUCUGUCGAGGGCUCAACCACCGUCGAAGGCCCUGGACAUGCUGCAGCAGCACGCGAACUACUACUCUGCCCACAAAAUCCACGAACUGCAGGAACGCGCCAUAAAGUCGCCGACGCCGAAGACCUCUGUGGCGAGCAGCAGUCCUUCGGCUGUGGUAAGCAGCAUGCCCACGGGCCAGGUCAUGCCGCAGCCCAUCACUACGCAGGCCGGUCAGCAGAACAUGCCUGGUCAGGGUGGACCACCAUCCGGUAAGCAGACGCCUGGCGAUGCAGGAAAGGACAGUAGAAGUCCGCCUCCUCAGCGUCACGUCCAUACCCAUCACCAUACCCACGUGGGUCUGGGCUACCCCAUGUACCCGGCCACAUAUGGCGCUGCUGUGUUGGCAAGCCAACAGGCCGCAGCAGUGACCGUCAUCAACCCCUACACACCUAAGUGAGCCACGACUCCACCGUAGAAUACUCACUCUUUUUGUUCUCGAUGAGAAAGCAUUCCAUAGUCGUGGGUGUGUGCAUGCAAAACUAAAGCAAACAUAUAAAAAAUAAACUAAUAAAACGAGAUUUUAUACAUCUCGAUUGGUGGACGAUGAAGGAGAGCGCUGAUAAUUGCAAAGAAGGAAAAGCUUUAAAGGACCUCAAUCUAAUGAUAGACAUUAUUUCUUGUUGAUUUGAUCAUUGUUAUUUUACUAAAUCUAGUGAUGCUGUGCGAGAUGGAGGAGGGAAUCUUGAUUAGAUUAUUAUUUUUU
Nicrophorus vespilloides is the source of this 3573-nucleotide messenger RNA. RefSeq names its product zinc finger protein 609-like. Gene Ontology annotation, biological process: regulation of transcription by RNA polymerase II. The record is from RefSeq and is a predicted model, not a curated record. Lineage: Eukaryota; Metazoa; Arthropoda; Insecta; Coleoptera; Silphidae. Gene Ontology annotation, cellular component: nucleus. The transcript is spliced from 6 exons. The coding region runs from base 1 to 3267 and encodes 1088 amino acids.